Messenger RNA from Nerophis ophidion (straightnose pipefish), 6240 nucleotides. Its product is annotated as phosphatidylinositol 4,5-bisphosphate 3-kinase catalytic subunit gamma isoform. Gene Ontology annotation, biological process: phosphatidylinositol 3-kinase/protein kinase B signal transduction; phosphatidylinositol-mediated signaling; cell migration. The record is from RefSeq and is a predicted model, not a curated record. NCBI's taxonomy places the organism in Eukaryota, Metazoa, Chordata, Actinopteri, Syngnathiformes, Syngnathidae. Gene Ontology annotation, cellular component: phosphatidylinositol 3-kinase complex, class IA; phosphatidylinositol 3-kinase complex, class IB; plasma membrane. The transcript is spliced from 12 exons. Gene Ontology annotation, molecular function: 1-phosphatidylinositol-4-phosphate 3-kinase activity; 1-phosphatidylinositol-3-kinase activity. The coding region runs from base 76 to 3267 and encodes 1063 amino acids.
CCCAAUUUGAACUCUACUUUCUGCAUAUAUCUUGAAACAAUUUCAAAUCAUUUCUGGGUGAUCGUUCCAAUCACGAUGGAUCUCCGUCCGCCCGCCGCAGACUCUCCCGGGUUUUCUCCGACCUGCGCCGAGAACAACUUGAAGUUCGUCUGCCAUUUCAGCGCCGGUCCGCAGCUCCACGACCAGGACCAUACCGAUGCUCAGAGGGUGUGCGUAACCCUGCCUGAUCACUGCAGCGUCCACCAGCUGAGGAUGCACAUCUCCAUGCAGGUGCAGAACUUCCAUCCUGAUCCCCCUGCGAUACUGGAUCCAGAGAGGUAUACCUUGCUAUAUCGUACGGUGGACGACUGGUACGAGGCCUACGACGACUGUCAGAUCAUCAGGACACUAAACAUGCCGUGGUGGUAUGACGACGCUGGACUCCGAACAGCCCACAUGAUGUUGAAGGAGACGGUGACAGUGGAUUCAGAGUCCAAGCAGAAGCAACAACACUUGUUGGCCUUCCUAAUGGGACACAAUCUGGAGGAGGAGGUAUCGGACAGACUUGGCGAGCUGGCAUACACCCGCCGGAAACUGGCAUCUUUGAGAAAAGAGGAGCUGAAGCGUCGAGACGAAACGUUGUACAUCACAGAGCCUUGGAUCGCAAACACUCCGGUGCAAGACGACCUGAAGCACCUGCUAAACAGAAAGCUCCCGAUCACCUUACAUUACAUGAAUCAGAUCAGCUUCAGUAUACAAGUCGAUUACACCGCAACACCUGAUAUCCUUCUGAAAUUUUUUGAACGAGUCAUGACAGAGCAGAAGCAAGACCUUCAUGAAACGUUGGUGCUGAAAGUAUCGGGAAGAGAGGAGUUCAUAUCCGGGGACUACCCUCUGAAAGACUUCCAAUGGGUGCGACAGUGCUUGAAAGACAAUCAAGACCUCCACCUGUCUGUGGUUCCUAUCUCGCAGCUUGUCAAGGAGAUGGUCCAGUUAGAGGACUUGCCGCUCGUGGACGCUUUCAGCGGUAGAUUUAUGUCCCAUGAAGAUAUCUGUCUGAAAGGGAAGGAUUCGGAAGACGUCGUCAUGAUAUCCCUGUGGGACUGCAACAGAAAGUUUCGCGUCAAACUUGUCGGUAUCGACGUUCCGAUGCUGCCCAGCAAGUCCCUGCAAUCUGUUUUUGUGGAAGCGUCGAUACUUUACGGCAAUAGGGUUCUCUUGUCGGUGUCUUCACCUCCUAAACCCUUCACAGACGAAGUCCUGUGGAAUGAAUGGCUGGACUUUGAUGUGUUCCUGAAGGAUCUGCCACACGGGGCCAAGCUGGGCUUCACUAUUAACGCCAGCAGCAAUGACAACAAGGAUGCAAAGUCGGCUUCAAAAAUGAGCGAUGUGUCGAAAGGGAGGGCAAAAGUGCUUUACUUUGUCAAUCUUCUCUUGAUAGAUCACAGGUCGGUCCUCAGACAGGGACCCAUAACGCUACACAUGUGGUCUCACUUGGACCAAGAGGACGGGGCCAUCACCUACCAAGCCGACAAGCUGUCCUGCGCUCCGAACCCGGAUAGUUCCAACUCCAUGGCCAUUACCUUCCUUCUUGACCGCUACAGCUUCCCCGUGGUUCUCCCAAAGUGCUUCAGCCACACUCCCGGCACUAUCCCGUCUGAUUCUGCAUGCCCACCCAUGCAGGAAAAAGCAAAUGAGCCUGAUACCUUCAGACGUCUUUCUCAAGACAUUCACCCGAAGAAGGCUCUCAUAAAUAGAUUUAGGGAGAAGAGCGUUUGUUACGGUCCUAACCUCCCUAAGUUCCUCCGCAAUGUGGACUGGAUGGAUAGCAGAGUGGUGGAGGAUGUCCACUGGUUGCUGAUAAACUGGGACCCGGCAGAGCUGGAUGUGACCGUGGCCCUGGAGCUGCUGAGCAUGGACUUUGCUGACGAGGCGGUCAGGAGAUUAGCGGUCCAGAGACUAGAGAGCCUCUCCAAUGAUGAUGUUCUAAAGUAUUUGCUGCAGUUGGUGCAGACCCUCAAAGUGGAAGCGUACCAUGAUAGCGUCCUCGCUCGCUACCUCAUCAAAAGGGCCUUAAGGAGCAAGCGCAUCGGCCACUUCUUCUUCUGGUACGUGCGCGGCGAAGUGACGGCGUGUCCAUACUUUCGCCAGCGCAUGGCCGUGGUUUUGGAGGCGUACCUGCUCGGCUGCGGUCAAGCCAUGCUGGACGGCUUUGCUCGGCAGGUGCAGGCCGUGAAUGCCCUGCAGGAGGUCGCCCUCCUGAUGAAGAGCCUUUACCCUGAAAAAACAGUCCUUCCCCCGACAGCUACACUCAAGCUUCAACAACUUCUCCAAGACAGCACUCUGCCUGAAUUCCUGCUGCCUUUGGACCCUCGCGUUAAAGUGGGACGGAUUCUGCUGGAGAAAUGCAAGGUGAUGGCGUCGAAGAAGAAACCGUUGUGGUUGGAGUUCGCCGCCAUGCCGUCACCAACCUCUGCUCCACCUGUUGGAAUCAUUUUCAAACAAGGGGAUGACCUCAGACAGGACAUGCUGGUUAUCCAGACAUUGACGGUGAUGGACUCCAUCUGGCAGGAGCAGUCACUGCAUCUCAACCUGGUUCCAUAUGGCUGCAUCUCCACGGGGCACAACAUAGGUAUGAUCGAGGUCGUACGUGACGCGGUGACCAUCGCUGCCGUCCAGAGGAGCCACGGAGGAACCAUCGGGUUCUUCAGAGACGACGCGGUCUUUGAGUGGCUGAAAUCCAAGUGUUCGCUCCAGGAAAUUCACUUCAAGACUGUGGAGCGCUUUGUCAAGUCCUGUGCUGGGUACUGCGUGGCCACGUACGUCCUGGGUAUCGGGGACCGCCACAAUGACAACAUUAUGAUAACAGAUCAAGGCAAUUUGUUCCACAUCGACUUUGGCCACAUCCUAGGCAACAGGAAGCACUUCCUGGGAGUGAGCAGGGAGCGUGUCCCGUUUGUGCUCACGCCCGACUUCCUGUACGUGAUGGGCAGGGUCAAAGGUCGCAGUAGCCUCUACUUUCAGUGCUUCAGGGACACGUGUGUUCGAGCCUACUUGGCGCUGCGUUCUCACUCCGGCCUGCUGGUGACGCUCUUCUCCCUCAUGCUGCUCACCGGCAUGCCUGAGCUGAGCGCCGCAGAGGACAUGCAGUACCUGCGGGAGGCGCUGCAGGAGGACAGGAGCGAAGCGGAGGCCCAGGAACAUUUCCUCCAGCAGAUUAGCAGGUGUGAGCAGCUGGACUGGACUGUGCAGGCCAACUGGUGGAUACACCUGGUGGCUAAUAGAUAAGACUCGCUGAUGUCAUUUGAUCACAUUUCCUUGCAUGACGAAUCACACAAUAAUGCCAACGUUUUCGUUAGAUUUGUUCGUUAACCAGAUGAGGUCAAAACUACACCGCUGAUUGCUACGCAUUUUUGGUUAAAUUUAGCUCAAUUAUUCAUUUAUUUAUACAUUCUACAGACAAACUAAACAGGUCUCAAAGUACAACAACAACAAAAAAAUAUGAAAAAUUCAACAGGACCAAAGCCCCCAAAAGUGGGACCUAAAAAGCCAAAAGCCGCUGCCUGACCAGGGUUGAGAAAAUCUGCAGGGACUCCUCCCACCCUCACCGAGGACUGUCCACAUUUUCAGGAUUUAUGCAGAUCCCAAAUACACAUCAGCAGGCACCAGAGGAAAAAUAAUUUGGUUUUGCAUAAUAUUGCGAAACAAAACACCUGAUAAUGUGUGCCAUUUAACGGUCCUCAUACACACACCAAAAUAAUACCGGUAUGUUUAAUGCGCCGACAAUCCAUCAAGGGGUGUGGCUUCAUAGCUUACCAAAGUCGUACUAAAAACAUUUUUGACAGAUUUUUGAGCGCCGUGUGUAAUGUUCUAUACUUUCGAUGGAACAUUUCAAGUUUUGGUGUUGUUUACUGGUGCCAGCUUGCAGUUUACAUGUAUCUCUUAUGUGUGACUGCCAUCUACUGGUCACGUUUAUCAUUACACUUUGUACCAAAUAAAAUUGCCAUCAUUAUAACACUUAUAUGAGGCUCAUUUUGAUAGUAGGAUAAUAUAACUAAUAUAGACACAUCAUGUGUUGUCAUUAUAACACUUACAUAAGACUUUUAAAGUCAUUUUGAUAGUAGGCUAAUAUAACUAAUAUAGACACUUACAUCACGUGUUUGUCAGAGUUAUUUGAUGACGAACCCCAAGAUGCAGAGAUGGAGGCAGGCAUGGAAUGAGAAAACAUGAUUUAAUUCAAUACUAAGACAAAAACAAAACCAAAAGGGUACAAACACAAAGUGCGCACGAGGCAGAUAAGCAAACAAAAGGAGCUAGCCCGGGAGCUAGAAAAUGACGAACAGGAGCUUAGCGUCGAAGCUAGCGGGUAGCGAACAGGCAAACAGAAGUCGUACUUUUAUAAUGAAAAAUAAAACGGAAGCAGGGAACAAAAAACAGUAAGCUACAAACAUCGACUGAAUAUAGCUUACCGCUACGCUGCAAAGACAAGGUACGACACGACAGGAGCGAUAACACAUCACAAGAGCGACUAGACAUGACAUCGACAAGACAAUACAAUGAUCCAGCAACUGACACAACACAAAAGGAGGUACAAAUAGGAGCCGGCUGAUUGGCAACAGGUGUGGCCAGAUGCCAAUCAGCCGCAGCUGAAGGGGAACACAGCACUCAGGGAACAAGACAGGAAGCUGACAAAAUAAGAGCACUAGACAGGAACUAAGGAAAGGAAAUACUAAACACACUGAGGAGGAACACAGCACUCAGGGAACAAGACAGGAAGCUGACAAAUUAAGAGCACUUGACAGGAACUAAAAGAGAGGAAAUACUAAACACAGGAAACAGACAAAUGCAGAGGAAAAAACUAAAACAUAGACAAACUGUCAGGGAAAAGCCUGACAGUGUUGCCUUCAUUAAAACACUUAAAUAAGGCUUUUAAAGUCAUUUUGAUUGUAGGCUAAUAUAGCUAAUAUAGACACCUACAUCAUGUGUUGCUUUCAUUACAGCACUUAUAUAAUAAUUUCAAAGUCAUUUUGAUAGUAGGCUAAUAUAGACACUUACAUCAUGUGUUGCUUUCAUUACAGCACUUAUAUAAUAAUUUCAAAGUCAUUUUGAUAGUAGGCUAAUAUAACUAAUAUAGACACUUACAUCGUGUGUUGCCUUUAUUACCUUUUAGAGUCAUUUUCAUCGUAGGCUAAAAGAACUAAUAUAGACACUUACAUCAUGUGUUGCCUUCAUUAAAACACUUAUGUAAGGCUUUUAAAGUCAUUUGGAUAGUAGGCUGAUAUAGCAAACAUAGACACUUUCAUCAAGCGUUGCCAUCUUUAUAACACUUAUAUAAGAAUUUUAAAGUCAUUUUGAUAGUAGGCUAAUAUAGCUAAUAUAGACACUUACAUCAUGUGUUGCUUUCAUUACAGCAUUUAUAUAAGAAUUUUAAAGUCAUUUUGAUAGUAGGCUAAUAUAGCUAAUAUAGACACUUACAUCAUGUGUUGCCUUCAUUAUAACACUUAUGUAAGGCUUUUAAAGUCAUUUGGAUAGUAGGCUGAUAUAGCAAACAUAGACACUUUCAUCAUGCGUUGCCAUCGUUAUAACACUUAUAUAAGAAUUUUAAAGUCAUUUUGAUAGUAGGCUAAUAUAGCUAAUAUAGACACUUACAUCAUGUGUUUCCUUCAUUAUAACACUUAAAUAAGAAUUUUAAAGUAAUUUUGAUAGUAGGCUAAUAUAGCUAAUACAGACACUUACAUCAUGUGUUGCUUUCAUUACAGCACUUAUAUAAGAAUUUUAAAGUCAUUUUGAUAGUAGGCUAAUAUAACUAAUAUAGACACUUACAUCAUGUGUUGCCUUUAUUAUAGCGCUUAUAUAAGGCUUUUAGAGUAAUUUUGAUUGUAGGCUAAUAUAAAUAAUAUAGACACUUACAUCAUGUGUUGCCUUCAUUAUAACACUUAUGUAAGGCUUUUAAAGUAAUUUUGAUAGUAAGCCAAUACAGCAAAUAUAGACACUUACAUCAUGUGUUGCCAUCAUUAUAACACUUAUAUAAGGCUUUUAUUAUUUUGUGGCUCCAGACCGAUUACUUUUUUGUAUUUGUGGUCCAAUAUGUACUAGCUCAACAAUUGAUCAAUUUUUGUAUUUCACCAGGAAGGUUAAGUUUUGCAAACAGGGGACUUUAAAGACAGGAGAGCAUGUGUCUGUGACUUUUUACUUCUGGUAUUUAUCUAAUAGUAAGUAUGUCUGAAUAACCCAACUGCUCAUAAAUGUUGAUUCUACUGA